ACGUAACUAACUUUUGUACACAAACAAACCCACCGUGUGUGUGUGUCCAACACAAGCACCUUCUUUGCUUUGCUUUAAGUACAAACACAUUUCACCCACAAACCCUAAUUUCUUACUCUUUCUUCUUCAAUUCAAUUUUCAAUUUUCCCCCAAAUUCAAAUUUCAACAAUUCAAUUUCAUCACAAUUUUCAAAUCCUAGCUUGCGGAAACAAAUUGUAAAACGGCGUUUCAAUUUCAAUAUGGUAGCAGAAGCCGAAAUUCUAUGUCAACAAACCAUUUCUAUGUUGGAUGUAAAGUAUCAUCUUUGCAUUGCAAAAGAACACAACGUUAAGGUUGAGAAUUCACCUACCUCUCCACAACCUUCUCUUCCAAUCUUUGCCCAUGCUGUGAGUUGCUCCGAGAUCAUUAAAGAUUCCAUGUUGGAGACCCCGGCGAAGAUGUUUAUCCCAAAUGUAUGUUCUGGUAGCUAUGCCGAUAUUGGUCCACGGGGAUCUAUGGAUGAUGAACACAUUCAGAUAGAUGAUCUAGCUUGUCACCUUGGAUUUGUGUUCAAGUACGCGAUACCAAGUGCGUUUUAUGCAGUUUUUGAUGGGCAUGGUGGGUCUGAAGCGGCUUCUUUUGUUAAGAGGAAUGCUAUGAAGUUAUUUUUUGAAGAUGCUGAUAUGCUACAAUCAUAUGAUACUGAUGGGUGUUUUUUCGAGAAGCUGGAGGACUCUCAUAGGAGAGCUUUUGUACAGGCAGAUCUUGCGUUGGCACAUGAACAAAGUGUUAGUAGUUCAUGUGGGACUACAGCAAUUACUGCCCUUGUACUUGGAAGACAUUUGCUUGUUGCUAAUGCCGGUGACUGUCGAGCAGUUCUUUGCAGGAGAGGUGCAGCUGUUGAGAUGUCUCAAGAUCACAAACCAAGUUAUUUACCUGAACGAAGGAGAGUGGAGGAGAUAGGCGGCUACAUUGAUGAUGGGUAUCUUAACGGUUAUCUCUCGGUAACUCGUUCCCUCGGGGAUUGGGACUUAAAAUUUCCACUCGGUGCUGCAUCUCCUCUUAUUGCUGAGCCAGAUGUUCAACUGGUUACAUUGACAGAAGAGGAUGAGUUCUUGAUCAUUGCGUGUGAUGGGAUUUGGGAUGUAAUGUCUAGCCAAGUUGCAGUUAGUCUUGUUCGCCGUGGAUUAAGAAGGCACAACGACCCACAUCAAAGUGCCAGAGAUCUAGUCAAGGAAGCACUGCGCCUGAAUACAUCCGAUAAUCUCACUGUGAUAGUUAUAUGUUUGUCACCUGUUGAAAACUUUGCUGAAUCGUGUCCACCUCAAAGGCGAAGAUUCAAAGCUUGCAGUAUUUCUGAAGAGGCUCGUAAUAGAUUGAAGAGCUUGAUAGAGGGAAAUUGACUGUAAAUGCAAUUCUUGUGAUUCAUAAAUGUUAUAAUUAAAAGAUUAAUCUGUUUUUAAGGCUGUUUUAGAGAUAUAGAAUAGAAAAGCAGUCAACAGUUUUGUAGGGAUAGAAGGGUAGUAAAUUUGGUGAGGGUUAGAGAAGGUUUAGAUAUAUUUAAUUGGAGGGGUGUUUUUGGGUUAUGUUGGUAUUUGUAGAGACAGUUGUAGCUAAAUUUUGGCGGAGUAGAUUAAAUCCCUCACCAUUGUGGUUUUGAUUUCAUAUUGUUGAAUCUGUAAAUAUAAAUGAUCUGUGUCC
This is a messenger RNA of Trifolium pratense (red clover), 1680 nucleotides long. Its product is annotated as probable protein phosphatase 2C 13. Gene Ontology annotation, molecular function: cation binding; protein serine/threonine phosphatase activity. The record is from RefSeq and is a predicted model, not a curated record. Lineage: Eukaryota; Viridiplantae; Streptophyta; Magnoliopsida; Fabales; Fabaceae. Bases 240 to 1382 code for a protein of 380 amino acids. Gene Ontology annotation, biological process: protein dephosphorylation. The transcript is spliced from 2 exons.